Molecule: messenger RNA, 1243 nt
Organism: Coffea arabica (coffee)
Lineage: Eukaryota; Viridiplantae; Streptophyta; Magnoliopsida; Gentianales; Rubiaceae
Product: deSI-like protein At4g17486
Biological process (GO): protein deubiquitination
Molecular function (GO): deubiquitinase activity
Source: RefSeq, a predicted model, not a curated record
UCAAGAUUCAAGACGUUUGGGUCGGGGUAAUAAAAAAAAUCAGUCCAUAAAAGACAUCUUCUUACUUUGUCUUGAAAAUCGGACAGAUGAAAUAAAACGUCUUCCACUGUCGGAAAUUCCCACCAAUUAAUGAAUUCUUCCCUCUCUGCCACUCCUCCUCUUCUCUCUCUGAUCCGAAGAAACACACCGCCCCAACUGUCUCCUUCCUGAAUCACUUCAGCAAAAUUUCAAACUUUACACAUAGUCUCAGAUAUUAAAGGGUUGUCGUUGUUUUCGUUGUCCGGCGGAAGCUGAGGUUUGCCUUGUAGAGUCAUAGUUGGAGAACGAGGGUUGUUGGUAAAAAAAAAUGCGGUUGUUUCCAUUGAGCUCGAGUUCGAGUUCAUCAAAGGAUCGGAAUAGUAAUGGAGAGAGAAAUCGGGUCUCUUUGUAUUUAAAUGUAUAUGACCUCACAAAUAUAAACGACUAUCUCUACUGGUUCGGGCUUGGGAUUUUUCAUUCCGGCAUUGAAGUACAUGGUUUAGAGUAUGGGUAUGGAGCACAUGAGUAUCCAACAAGUGGGGUGUUUGAAGUUGAACCCAAAAAUUGCCCUGGUUUUGUUUUUAGGCGGUCAGUCCUUUUGGGUAGCACCGACAUGACUCGUUCAGAAAUUCAGUCAUUCAUGGAGCAUCUUUCUAGCAAAUAUCAUGGAGACAACUAUCAUCUGAUUGCCAAGAAUUGCAAUCAUUUCACCGAUGAUGUUAGCGUGUGUCUCACAGGAAAGCGAAUUCCUGGAUGGGUGAACCGACUAGCACAUUUAGGUUCUUUCUUCAAUUGUCUGCUACCAGAGAACAUUCAGAUUCAAGCAGUAAGACUCCCUGAUCAUCAAGCAUAUUCAGAUGAUGGGACAGAUUCUGUAGGAUCAUCAGUUUCAGCAGAUGUUGAAGAAGAGGAGCUAGAUCAUCAUCUACUGACGGUUACAAACAGUGAUGUAGCAUUUUUGAAGGAAAAGCCAGUGAGGCUAACAAAGGAGGCUCUUUGACUUGUAUUUUUCUUCACCUUCCCAUUUAUUGGUUUCAUCUUGGGCCUUGUUGUUUGUGGUAAUUGUAUAAAAUCUAACUGUACUAGUUACCAUAUCAUCUGAAUCAAUUUGUUUGAGUGUAAAAUAGCAAGUGGCAAGGAACUGUAGUCACUUCCGUCUUAGUGCUUAAAGUAACUCAUCUUUGUUAGAAAGAAAAAAAAAACCAUUACUUUUUGUUCAAUCUAA